AUGAGUGGUCAUGUUUAUAAGCCUGUUGUACCCACGGAUGAGGAUGAAGACGAAGAUCCAGUUAUUAAAAUGAUUAAACAUACAGGCUGCUUGGAUGAACACAAUGCUAUUAUGGAGUGUAUGUUUGAACACAAGGAUUGGCGCAAGUGUCAGGAUAAAGUAAAGCUGUUCCGAGACUAUCUAUCUUUGCAUGUAAAGAAACAUCAACUUUGUAUUGAUCACUUCAACCUGAAGUUAAAGGCAGAAAAUCUAGUGCUCUCUAACAAAUUUACUGUCUACCUUUUUCCCAAUUUCCAAACCUCCUUUUUUCUAAUUGCCUGA
Molecule: messenger RNA, 321 nt
Organism: Echinococcus granulosus
Lineage: Eukaryota; Metazoa; Platyhelminthes; Cestoda; Cyclophyllidea; Taeniidae
Product: Coiled-coil-helix-coiled-coil-helix domain-containing protein 8
Exons: 2
Coding region: 1-321 (106 amino acids)
Biological process (GO): mitochondrial respiratory chain complex IV assembly
Cellular component (GO): mitochondrial intermembrane space
Source: RefSeq, a predicted model, not a curated record